This is a messenger RNA of Hypoxylon fragiforme, 527 nucleotides long. RefSeq lists its product as uncharacterized. NCBI's taxonomy places the organism in Eukaryota, Fungi, Ascomycota, Sordariomycetes, Xylariales, Hypoxylaceae. The transcript has a single exon. The record is from RefSeq and is a predicted model, not a curated record. The coding region runs from base 149 to 439 and encodes 96 amino acids.
UUUCCCCGCGCCUUAAUUUAAGAACGACAGCUUGCCCCCAUGCAGGGUCUUUGCUUACCAUAGCUAUAAAGUCAAGGUGUAUUCCACCGGAUGCAAGAGCAUCUAUCGUAAAAUUUUAACACUGCCAUUGUCUGUAGUAGCUGUCAGAAUGCACUUCCUAGUAUCGCUUGUUGCCGCCCUGGCGCCCACCGUUGGUCUUGCGGCCCCAUUUCCAUUUGGACUCUUCGCGAGAGACAAUCUAUGCAGCUUGAAAUCGCCGCCAGAGCUCUGUCAACCAGACCCCUCCGUGACCACGGAAGAGACAGCGCAGAGAGCCUAUGACUUUUACCGCGCAUUUGUGGUGGAUGGGGAUCCGCGGAAGAUGUUUUCCCUCAUAGAUUCGUCUUACAUAGUCAGUUUUGCCAUUCCGAUUCGACCUUAUCCUCCACUACCUAGCUAGGCCAGCUAGGCAGGUCGCUAGCCAAAGAGCAAUGCACUAAAUUCAGACACAAAAUCAUUAGCAACACCAUCCGGGGUACGCGUCUGGA